CUCCUACUCCUCCUUGUCCCCUCCCUCUCUCUCUUAAACAAACAUUUUCACACAGACUCUGUUGAAUCUUUAUAAAGACUCUUCCCUCUCUCAUCUCUAAAACUCUUUUUCUGUGUUUACUCUCACAAAAUGGAGCUUGGCUUGAGCUUGGGGGAUGCCUCAAAAUCCCUAGGAUUCUUGAAAGAUAACAACUCCUCCACAAAUCAAGAUCUCACCAAGCCCACCGGCUUCGAUUUCUGCAUGUCUUUGGGGCUUAGCUCCAAAGAAAACGGCGAAGACGAUGAUACAUCGGCAGAGGAUGGAAGCGAUGAUAAUCAAGAGGAAACUCCUCUGCAGCUGAAUCUUCUCCCUCUCGCUCCUCUUCCUCUUCCUCGCCUUUGGUCUUCUGAUAAUGGGAGCUCGGAAAAUGGGUCGUCGGGGAAGGGGUUGGACGUGAACCGGACGCCGGCGGCGGAGGAGGCCUCGUCGGCGAACAAGCGCGAAUUCGACGCCGCCGGCAACGACAACGACGACGACAACGCCCUCAACACCCGGAGAAAGCUCCGCCUCUCCAAAGAGCAAUCGGCGUUUCUUGAAGAGAGCUUUAAGGAGCACAGCACCCUCAAUCCUAAGCAAAAACUGGCGCUGGCGAAGCAGCUGAAUCUCAAAGCGAGACAGGUGGAGGUGUGGUUCCAGAACAGAAGAGCAAGAACAAAGCUGAAGCAAACGGAGGUGGACUGUGAAUACUUGAAGAGAUGCUGCGAAACGCUGACAGAAGAAAACAGAAGACUUCACAAGGAAUUACAAGAGCUGAGAGCUCUCAAAACUUCAAAUCCAUUCUACAUGCAACUCCCCGCCACCACUCUCACCAUGUGCCCUUCAUGUGAGCGCGUUGCCUCCACCACCGCCGCCGCUCCCGCUGCCGUGAAGGCGGACUCCAAUAUCCCCAAGGCUAUUCCGUUUCCGCUGGCGAGGCCCAGAUUUUACCCGUUUCCGCAAGCGCAUCCUAAUCAGCCGGCGGCGUCUUGAUUAUUUAGUGAUGCUGAUUUACUUGUAAAUAUGAAAGGGGGAAAAAAGUAAAUUAGGUCUUGUUUGUUUUGUUGUUUUGUGUUUGGUGUUUGGAAUGAGGGGUUUUGUUUUGAUUGUUUGAUGGUGAUGAAUCUCUGCAUCUUGAGCAAAUUUUUCAGCUCAUCCUAUGUUGAUUUUGUGGAGAAUACAGAAAUUAGUUUGGGACAGUGAAAAA
This is a messenger RNA of Salvia splendens (bonfire salvia), 1222 nucleotides long. RefSeq names its product homeobox-leucine zipper protein HOX11. Bases 130 to 1008 code for a protein of 292 amino acids. Lineage: Eukaryota; Viridiplantae; Streptophyta; Magnoliopsida; Lamiales; Lamiaceae. Gene Ontology annotation, molecular function: sequence-specific DNA binding; DNA-binding transcription factor activity, RNA polymerase II-specific. Gene Ontology annotation, biological process: regulation of DNA-templated transcription. The record is from RefSeq and is a predicted model, not a curated record. The transcript has 4 exons.